CAGAGAACUCCAAAUACAUAACGAAGAACUCAACGCCAACACCCAAACCACACAGAAACUUGAUACAUAGAGAAUCUGAAACAGAGAGCAUUGUCUGAGGUCAUCGUAGACGGUCGGAUGUGAUGCAGAAGUAGUUGUCAUAUGGUUUAAAUAUUGUUGAUGAAGAGGGACUUCAACAGGUUAUAUUUGAUAGAUAAACUACUGUUACAGAAUAUGAAAGUGGAAGAGGUGAAUCAAUGUCAGAUUCAAGAGUGGUAUCCAAAGUUAAAUAUAUGCCCUAUGUCUAGACUCAAUUUCAAGGUCCAAAUUCAUGCACACAGAAACAAACAUAGGCAACAAUGUUAUCUCAAAAUCUAUGCUCUAUGUUUAGACUCGCAAUUUCAAGGUCCAAAUUCAUGCACACAGCAACAAACAUAGGCAACAAUGUUAUCUCGAAAUCACAUCUUUUGGCCCCGGAGACCCAAGAUUCUCUCACAACCCAUUUGGAAUAUUUGUUCCGGGCUUGUUCAGAUGCUUCUUUGCUUCAACAAGUUAGACAAGUCCACACUCAAGUCGUUGUUGGUGGUAUGAAUGAUAUUUGCUCACUGAGUUCCAGAAUUUUGGGCCUGUAUGUUCUUUGUGUUAGAAUCAAGGAUGCAGGAAACUUGUUCUUCAGGCUUGAACUGUGCCACGCUCUUCCCUGGAAUUGGAUGAUAAGAGGGCUUUACAUGUUGGAGUGGUUUGAUUUUGCUUUGUUGUUUUACUUCAAGAUGUUGGGUAGUAAAGUUUCACCUGACAAAUACACAUUCCCUUAUGUGAUUAAAGCUUGUGGUGGUUUGAAUAAUGUGCCGUUGUGUAUGGUGAUUCAUAACAUGGCUCGAUUGAUGGGAUUUCAUGUGGACUUGUUUGUCGGUAGUGCUUUGAUCAAGUUGUAUGCAGACAAUGGUUAUAUUCAUGAUGCACGACUUGUGUUUGAUGAAUUGCCCCAGAGAGACACCAUUUUGUGGAAUGUGAUGCUUCAUGGUUAUGUGAAAAUUGGAGAUUUUGAAAAUGCAAUAGGGACUUUUCGUGACAUGAGGACCUCUUAUAGUAGGCCUAAUUCAGUGACAUAUACUUGUAUUUUGUCUAUAUGUGCUAUGAAAGGGAAAUUUUGUGUUGGUACUCAGCUUCAUGGUCUUGUUAUUGGUAGUGGAUUUGAGUUUGAUCCUCAGGUAGCAAAUACACUUGUUGCCAUGUAUUCAAAAUGCGGGAACCUUUUAGAUGCUCACAAGUUAUUUAAUACAAUGUCACAAACUGAUAUAGUAAGUUGGAACGGAUUGAUGGCUGGAUAUGUACAAAAUGGAUUUUCAGAUGAGGCUGCACCUUUGUUUAAUGCAAUGAUCUCUGCUGGUGUCAAACCAGAUGCGGUUACUUUUGCAAGUUUCCUUCCUUCUCUCCUUAAAAGUGGGAGUCUUAAACAUUGUAAGGAAGUUCAUGGUUACAUAGUGCGACAUAGGGUGCCUUUUGAUGUCUAUUUGAAGAGUGCUCUUAUUGACAUAUACUUCAAGGGUGGAGAUGUAAAGAUGGCAUUCAAGAUUUUCCAGCUGAAUACUUUGGUUGAUGUUGCGGUUUGCACAGCUAUGAUAUCAGGUUAUGUACUUAAUGGGCUGAAUAGGGAUGCUAUAAACAUUUUCCGGUGGUUAAUUAAAGAAGGAAUGGUUCCUAAUUGCCUAACCAUGGCUAGUGUUCUGCCAGCUUGUGCUGCAAUGGCUGCUAUAAAAUUAGGCAAGGAGUUGCAUUGUGAUAUUCUAAAGAAACGACUAGAGAAUAUAGUUAAUGUGGGAUCUGCCAUAACAGAUAUGUAUGCAAAAUGCGGAAGAGUGGAUCUUGCGUAUGAAUUUUUUAGAAGAAUGUCCCAAAGAGAUAGUGUAUGUUGGAACUCGAUGCUUUCAAGCUUCUCACAGAAUGGAAAACCAGAAAUGGCCAUUGAUCUCUUCCGCCAAAUGGGAAUUAGUGGAGCCAAGUAUGAUACUGUGAGCCUAUCAUCUGCUCUCUCUGCUGCUUCAAAUUUAUCGGCACUCUAUUAUGGGAAAGAGAUGCAUGCCUGUGUUAUAAGAAAUGCAUUUAGUUUUGACACUUUUGUUGCAAGUGCACUGAUAGAUAUGUAUUCUAAAUGUGGAAAACUAGCUUUGGCUAGAUGUGUGUUUGACUUGAUGGACGGGAAGAAUGAAGUGUCAUGGAACAGCAUCAUUGCUGCCUAUGGAAACCAUGGUUUCCCUAGAGAAUGCCUUGACCUAUUCCAUGAGAUGUUAGGAGCUGGGAUUCACCCUGACCAUGUUACUUUUCUUGUCAUACUUUCUGCUUGUGGCCAUGCAGGCUUAGUUGAUGAAGGCAUACACUACUUUCGUCGCAUGACUACAGAAUAUGGUAUCAGUGCUAGGAUGGAGCACUAUGCAUGCAUGGUAGAUUUGUAUGGUCGUGCUGGCCGUUUGCAUGAAGCAUUUGAUACUAUGAAGAGCAUGCCAUUCACUCCAGAUGCUGGUGUUUGGGGGACAUUGCUAGGAGCUUGCCGACUCCAUGGCAAUGUGGACUUGGCUAAACUAGCUUCAAGACAUCUUGUAGACCUGGACCCAAAGAAUUCUGGAUACUAUGUAUUGCUUUCUAAUGUACAUGCGGAUGCUGGUGAAUGGGCAAGUGUUCUUAAAAUUAGAAGUUUAAUGAAGGAGAAAGGAGUUCAGAAGAUACCUGGAUAUAGUUGGAUUGAUGUUAAUGGGGGAACCCAUAUGUUUUCUGCUGCUGAUGGAAAUCACCCAAAAUCUGUUGAGAUCUAUUUGAUUCUGAAGAGUCUCCUUCCUGAGCUGAGAAAACAGGGUUAUAUUCCUCAACCAUACCUUCCAUUGCACCCUCAAAUCAUGGGCAGGCAUUGAAACAAGAAUGAUUGAUUUCUUUCGUAUUCUCAGUAAUAAUCAUAGCAAAUACUUGAUGCAACUCAUCAUUUUAACAUAACUUCUAUCCAAACGUAUGAGUAUGCUUUAAGUUAUCUCUUAAGCAACUUAUUACGUUAGAAUUAUUCUUCGAAGGUAUAUUUCCAAUAGUCUCACCUGAAUCUAGUAUUUACUUGAGAAUUGUACCCACAUGGUUUGUGAGCUUCAUGAUUGGCUAAAUUAUUUCAAUCAUUCUUGUUACUUCUACCUUCCUCUGUAACCCACAUUGAUGACUUGUCGAACAUAAUUCUCCUUCUUCUCUUUUAAUUUUUCUUUUUGUUGAAUUUAUGCACUCCAAUCUAUUGUCCCAUUUACCAUAACAGAAA
Molecule: messenger RNA, 3268 nt
Organism: Vigna angularis (adzuki bean)
Lineage: Eukaryota; Viridiplantae; Streptophyta; Magnoliopsida; Fabales; Fabaceae
Product: pentatricopeptide repeat-containing protein At4g21300
Exons: 2
Coding region: 339-2885 (848 amino acids)
Biological process (GO): RNA modification
Molecular function (GO): RNA binding; protein binding
Source: RefSeq, a predicted model, not a curated record